UCAGACCGGUUCAGACAGCUCGCAGACUACGCACUGAUACAAGCAUUCGUGAUGUCUGAUGAAUCGCUAACUUAUUUUCGAAGGAUUUAGACUACCCAUUUCUACACGGAUUGAUGCUAUUUUUACCUCAAGAUGACAGAUAUAAGGAUAGUUCCCUUAGGGGCUGGUCAGGAUGUUGGACGUAGCUGUAUUCUUCUGACGAUAGGAAGUAAGAAUAUCAUGCUGGAUUGUGGGAUGCAUAUGGGCUUCAACGAUGAAAGAAGAUUUCCAGACUUUUCCUACAUCAACAAAAAUGGUGGAUUGACAGACCAUCUUGAUGCGGUUAUCAUUAGCCAUUUUCAUCUUGAUCACUGCGGAGCCCUCCCUCACAUGUCCGAGAUUGUCGGCUACGAUGGACCCAUAUACAUGACACAGCCCACCAAGGCCAUCUGCCCCAUACUCCUCGAAGACUAUAGGAAGAUAACCGUAGAGAAGAAAGGAGAAACCAAUUUCUUCACCUCACAAAUGAUCAAAGAAUGCAUGAAGAAGGUGGUGGUGGUGAAUUUACAUCAAAUCAUUCAGGUGGAUGACGAGUUAGAGAUAAAGGCUUAUUACGCCGGUCACGUGCUAGGGGCGGCCAUGUUUCACAUCAAAGUUGGGCAACAAUCGGUUGUAUACACGGGAGAUUACAAUAUGACUCCAGAUAGGCAUUUAGGUGCUGCUUGGAUAGAUAAAUGUAGACCCAACAUCCUCAUCACAGAAUCAACUUAUGCGACCACAAUCAGAGAUUCAAAGAGGUGUCGGGAGCGAGAUUUCCUGAAGAAGGUGCACGACUGUGUAUCGAAUGGAGGGAAGGUCCUUAUACCUGUCUUUGCAUUGGGUCGAGCGCAGGAACUCUGCAUACUACUGGAAUCAUAUUGGGAGAGGAUGAAUCUGAAAGCACCUAUCUACUUUUCUACUGGACUUACAGAAAGGGCAAAUCAUUAUUAUAAACUCUUCAUUACAUGGACAAACCAGAAGAUAAAGAAGACAUUUGUGAAAAGAAAUCUCUUUGAAUUCCAACAUAUCAAGCCGUUUGAUCGGGGGUACAUCAACAAUCCCGGGCCGAUGGUGGUGUUUGCCACGCCCGGUAUGCUCCACUCCGGACUCUCACUUCAGAUCUUCAAGCAGUGGGCUCCGAACGAGAAGAACAUGCUCAUUAUGCCGGGAUACUGCGUGGCGGGGACGGUAGGCCAUAAGGUGCUCAGCGGACAGAAGAAGAUUGAGAUGGAGAAUAGACAGAUGAUUGAUGUAAAGUUAUCAGUGCAGUAUAUGUCCUUCAGUGCCCAUGCUGAUGCUAAGGGUAUCAUGCAGUUAAUCCGAAUGUGUGAACCUAAGAAUGUCGUUCUGGUUCACGGUGAGGCCGGCAAGAUGGCAUUCCUUAAAGAGAAGAUCUGUAAAGAAUUCAAAAUCCAGUGUUACAUGCCAGCCAAUGGAGAGACGAUUAAUAUUCCUUGCAAGACGAAUCUGAUGGCAGAUGUUUCAUUGGGAUUGCUGAAGAGAAGCGCUUCACUUGCAGGCAUGACCAUGUCAGGACUCCCAGAAUCUAAGAAAUGCCAUACGAUGCAUGGAGCACUUGUCAUACGAGAUCAGAGGAUACAGUUAGAGGAGCCAUCUAAAGUCAUGCAGCAGCUCGGCCUGGUUGAACAUGAUAUCAGGUUCACCUCUACUGUAUCGACGUCGGCCUCAUCCAUGGAAGCACUUACAAAGAAGCUCAAAAGGAGAUUCCCUCAUGAAUCUGUUCAGCUGAUGCCAGAUGCCUCCAUCAUGAUGGGAUCAAUAUUACUUAAGAUGUCUAGUGAAUCAGAAGAGAGCUUAGAUCUACUCGUUUCAUGGCCGUAUCAGGAGGAGGAACUAGGCAGUUCACUUCUGAGUAUGCUACAUUCCCCCAAAACCUCAACAGUAGAAUGAAUGGAUGUUAUAAAUGAGACGCCUUGAAGAAAGUUAAAGGAAGGAAGCAAGAAAAGUUAGUGACUACAGAGUAUGCUUCAGUCCUAGACUUCAUAUUUGAGAAUUGUAUUUGUAAUACUUCAUGCAUGAGUUUAAUACUCUGUUGCAUUCUCAAAAGAGCUUGAAUACAGAAUGAAGAAUACAUAUUUGGAAAGAGAUGCCUUGAAGAAAUUUAAAGGAAGGAUGCAAGAAAAGUUAGUGACUACAAAUCAUGCUACAGUCCCAGACAUUCAUAUUUGUGGAUUGUCUUUUUUAAUACUGCAAGCAUGUGUUUGAUAGUCUUUCAUAUUUUCCCAAGAGCUUGAAUACAGAAUGUAGAAUAAUAUUUAGAAAGAGACGCCUUAAAGAAAUUCAAAGGAAGGAAACAAGAAAAGUUAGUGACUUUGAAUCAUGCUACAGUCCCAGACAUACAUAUUUGUGGAUUGUUAUGCUUAAUACUUCAAGCAUGCAUUUGAUACUCUGUUCCAUUCUCUAAAGAGCUUGUUUAGGAAGAGUCAUCUCAAAAAGAAAUUUGUUGGGUAGACUUUUAUGUCACUCAGGCCAGAUGACAUCCCAUUGAGAUUCUAUUUUCUCCACACAUUGCGCUUCACCCGUGCAAAAUCAGUGGGUGAAACCGCACUA
Messenger RNA from Lytechinus variegatus (green sea urchin), 2589 nucleotides. RefSeq names its product integrator complex subunit 11-like. Gene Ontology annotation, cellular component: nucleus. The coding region runs from base 133 to 1929 and encodes 598 amino acids. The transcript has 21 exons. Lineage: Eukaryota; Metazoa; Echinodermata; Echinoidea; Temnopleuroida; Toxopneustidae. The record is from RefSeq and is a predicted model, not a curated record. Gene Ontology annotation, biological process: snRNA processing.